Pteronotus mesoamericanus is the source of this 1755-nucleotide messenger RNA. It is a transcript of the gene CEP19, whose product is annotated as centrosomal protein 19. The record is from RefSeq and is a predicted model, not a curated record. Bases 315 to 803 code for a protein of 162 amino acids. Gene Ontology annotation, cellular component: centriole; ciliary basal body; spindle pole. The transcript is spliced from 4 exons. Lineage: Eukaryota; Metazoa; Chordata; Mammalia; Chiroptera; Mormoopidae. Gene Ontology annotation, biological process: microtubule anchoring at centrosome; trans-Golgi to periciliary membrane compartment transport.
ACCAGGGUUGGUCCUCGGGGAACGGCUUCCUAGGCCCCCGGCCUGACCGAGUCUUUGGCACGCUGGCUGGGGACUGGGCUCCCCUAGCUGUCGGCCUCGACCUCCACUUCAGCUCUAGGCUCCGACCGGCCUCAAAGUCAAGUCAGGUGCUUCUCUGUGCGCUGCGGUUGGGUGGAAACAACGCCCCUCACAGAGGUUUUAGAUGUUGGCCUGUCGAAGAAAAUGCAUUUUAUGUACCUCUCUAAGGGAAGUCAUUAUGUGACUAACACAUUUUCAUCAGAUUUCCUCUGAUUUACCCUGAAGUGUAUGUGAGAAUGAUGUGCACUGCCAAGAAAUGUGGAGUUAGAUUCCAGCCUCCAGCUAUUAUCUUAAUCUAUGAGAAUGAAAUGAAGGGGAGAAGUCGCCAGCGCAUUAUGCCUGUCCGAAACUUUUCAAAGUUUUCAGAUUGCAACAGAGCCGCUGAACAAUUAAAGAAUAAUCCGCGACACAAGAGUUACUUGGAACAGGUGUCCCUGAGACAGCUAGAGAAGUUAUUCAGUUUUUUACGAGGUUACUUAUGGGGACAGAGUUUGGCAGAAACAAUGGAACAAAUUCGACGGGAAACAGCUAUUGAUCCUGAGGAAGACCUGAACAAACUAGAUGACAAGGAGCUUGCCAAAAGGAAGAGCAUCAUGGAUGAACUUUUUGAGAAAAAUCAGAAGAAGAAGGAUGAUCCAAAUUUUGUUUAUGACAUCGAAGUUGAGUUUCCACAGGAUGAACUGGAGUCCUGUGGCUGGGACACAGAGUCAGCAGAUGAGUUCUGAUCCCCCAAACCAACAUUUAUGGGGCUAGCAGAAACUCCUUGUUUAUACAGAGAAUGUAGAUUAGUUCUAGAAAAAUCCGUAACAAACUAAAUGUAUAUGUUGGACCAUAUUUGGAUUGACCAUGUGACUUUUCAAAACCAAGACAUGUAGUACAUCUGCUAUGUAGGUGCAUGAGGAAUGUAGAAAAAACAAUAUAGUUAUCUGAUUUUAAGGAGUUCACAAUCUAAUUGGAAGAUACGUCAAAAACUUUUGAAAAGCUAACAGUAUUAGGCAGCAAAAAGAUUAAAGCCAAAUGCUUGAUAAAGGCAAAAAUGGGUCAGAGCCAAGAUUACUGUAGAGCAGAAGAGUCAGGGGAAGACUUGGUCCUUUAGUGGCAAGAUUGGAUUUUGUCUGGCCCUUGAAGUGGUAGUAUUUGAAUAGAAGCUUAUAUAGGAUUCCAGAUGAGAGAAACUUGGAGGAAAAAAGAGGGGAAGGGUACAUUAAGCAAAUUAUAAUUUGAUAAGAUUGAAGAGUAUGUAUGGUUACCAGGGGAUUAUCCUGUAUGCGUUAUGUCUUUAUAUGUAUAUAUGACUCUUUUAUAAGUAUUUCAAUUCUGCAGUAGAAGAGUAACCCUGCACAAUGCCCCGCAGCUGCCACUGCAUGUCAUUUGAUGGACAGCAGGGGGAUUCUGCCCUUCUGGUGUCAGGAAGUAUAUACCAAAGACAUUCUGAAACCCUGAACCUCUUCCCAUAAAUAAGAGGUUUGUCUGUAAAAUGGGAAUUCUACCAAUAAUAAAUGAACAAUAGGUACUGCCAGUUUAGACCUAUUCAUGAAUUUGGAUGUACAAAGAGAUUUUUAUUGAACAAGGUUAUGUGUGUACAGAUCUUAUUAUUAUAUUAUUAUUAUUUAAUGGUAGAAAUCCUGUGUUUUCUGCAAGGAAAUUAAUACUCAUUAAAUAAAACUCUAAAAAUUA